UUGAACAGUCAAGAUCACAAGACCACAAAUCGCAAGACCUAAGUGCAAAAAUGGCCUACGAAACUCUGCUGAACACCACCUACAGCCCGACAGUCUGCCCCAAGAAGACCUACACCCCCGCCAAGGCCAUGAAGAAGAUCUUCAAAGUGGCCCGCAAAAUCUUCAAGGCUUCGGGUCACCAGCCGCUCAAGAACCACACCAUCCCGAAGGAACUCCCACUGCCAAUCUCGGAUGAGGAGUUCCAGAACUCCCAGAACGAGAAACUGGAAGCCGAGCUCGCCUAACUGUGAUCGAGGAAAAUGGGAAAUCCUGAAAAGCCAACUUCCCAAACAGCUUUAAGACUGCAUCGGAAUCGGUCUCUAAACAUCCGCACCAGCUUUAACUCCCCACUCUGCAAGUGGACACUUAAAAAUGCAUAACUAUCCAGCUUUAAUCAUUGUCUUCCAUCUAUGUUUAAGCGUAUGAAUAAAUACAUAAUAUUAAUAUUCAAA
Molecule: messenger RNA, 491 nt
Organism: Drosophila elegans
Lineage: Eukaryota; Metazoa; Arthropoda; Insecta; Diptera; Drosophilidae
Exons: 1
Coding region: 51-284 (77 amino acids)
Source: RefSeq, a predicted model, not a curated record